AUGAGCCCACCACAAGCAGCAAGGGGGAAUCUGCUGGUCCCGCCCAACCUCCCACCCCAUCCCCAAAAUACUUUCCCAAGACACUCCUGCCACCCAGUCAUCUCUUCCUCCCAUCAGUCCCGCAGUGCAACUCAGCCUCCUCUCUGUGGCCCUGCUACAUCUUUUGCCUGCUGUAAGCCAUCUCCUCUUGGGAGUGUGAAGACUGUGGCUCCGUCUCCAGCAUCUGAGUGCUCCACCUUUACCCGCCGCCCUUGCUCCUGUGCUCACUUACCACCCUUGACUCCAGCGGGGUCGGCGCUGUGGCCUAGUCGUGGUCGCCUAGGUCUUUGUGUCUCACUGCCUCAUCGCAUCUCUGGCUACGUGGUGUGCUCUACCUCCAUCACCGUUAUCACCUCUGGUAAUCCCCUUGGUAGUGUUGGGACUCUUCACUCCAUGGCUACUCCCUUCUGCGACGCCGCCGUGGGAUGCAGUCUUGACUGUGGGCUGGGUCUCCGUCUGCUCUUCCCUGCUCAAGGCCAUCGCCCUGGCUUGUUGUUCAGCGAGGGCCGUGUGGUGGAGGUGCCAGUGGGUCCUCUGGUGCAUGUUGAGGGACAGGCCGUCUCCAUCCGCUGCAACGUGUCCAACUACGAGGGGCCCCGGCAGCAGGAUUUCGAUUGGUCCAUGCUCCAGGCCGGUGGUAAAUUACUCAAUCUCAUCUCCACCCUCGACGAAUCCUUCAUAGACUCCUCAGUGAGGGACCGGGUCAACAGCGGGGACAUCAGUUAUGAGAUGCUGGCCGAUAAUUCAGUGGAGCUCAGGUUCAAGAAGGUGCGAGCGACAGACAGCGGUGUGUAUCGCUGCAGCACCCCGAGCACAGACUCCGUCAUCAGCGGGAACUACCAUGCCGAUGUGGAGCUCAAGGUGAUCGGGGACAGUCUGAAGGUUUCUCCCGCCAUCCCCAAGUCCGCGGUGUCCGAGGGAGAACCCCUGGAGCUUCAGUGCAACGUGACGCGAGGCUUCACAGAGCACAACUUCCUCUCCGUGUCCUGGUCCCUCAGGAGAGGCGGCACCGGCCCGCUCGAGGACAUCCUGACCUUCGGGCCGGAUGAUAAGAUCAGUGUCGGCAGCAACUACACGCAGCGCUACACAGACGGGGGGCUGCGCUUGGACUUUCGAGGAGGGGGGUUUUACGGACUAGUCCUGAAGAGAGCGAAGCCGUCAGACCAAGGGCAGUAUGUGUGUGCGGCCCAGGAGUGGGUGAGGCAGGGGGAAGAGGGAAGAAGAUGGAGGAAGAUCCUGGAGAAGUCCGAGGACAUGGGGAAGGUCGUGGUUACGCCCACAGAAGAAGAAGUUGCUGUUUGGUCUGGACUUCCGGUGGAUGCUGGUGAUCCUGACGGGAGGAGCGAGUUCCCUGCUGGUUCUCUUCAUCAUCUGUGUCGUCUGUGUCUGUCGCUGCCACGCACGCAACAAGAGGAAGGCCACAAAGGAAGCUGAGUUUCGACUCGUCUCUCUUAUGCCGGACUACACAGAUCAACCUGAUGUUCAGUACAUGCAGAAAACUGAGUCCAACAGACCG
This is a messenger RNA of Pimephales promelas (fathead minnow), 1555 nucleotides long. Lineage: Eukaryota; Metazoa; Chordata; Actinopteri; Cypriniformes; Leuciscidae. The record is from RefSeq and is a predicted model, not a curated record.